AGCGCUGUCCCAUAAGCAGUUCCCACAUGGCACCUCGUCCAAAUUCAUAUCCUCUAAAGGAAACCAAUCAUAGAUGCAAGUGCAAUUACAUUUCAAAUAAUUGAUCAGCGGUGUCCAUCACGAAAGACACAUGCAAUAACUGAAUAGAGAGGCUGCAAUGAUAUGGCCGAUCUCACCACUCAAAACUCAGCACAAACCAUGGAUCGGGAGGCUACAAAUAGCAUCCCAAAACCACAGCCAUCCAACACAACUACAAGUCCUAUUCUUAGUCAGCCUGAUACAUCUCCUGAGGAAGAGCGAGUCGUGGCCUCAUGUCGCAGGGAAAACUCUAACCGCCACAGACUGAUCCCCUCUCUUUUACUGAUCCCCUCUCUUUUUCUGCUCCCCCCUUGAGGAUUCCGAGCACAUCAGUUGUGUGUCUUGGUUUCCUCCAAACACAAGCAAAAGCUCUGUCGCCCUUCACCUCUCCUUCCUCUCCCCCCUGGCCAGGGAGAGAGGAAGACAGAGGCACGAAGUGGCGCAGAGUGGACGCUCGUGAACCAUUCGACCUGUUGCUGCUGCUGCCGUCGCCCCCGACGAAUCGAGAAGGAUGGAGAAGAAGCCCACCAUCCUCAUGAACCGAUAUGAGCUCGGCCGCUAUCUUGGGCAGGGCACCUUCGCCAAGGUGUACCAUGCCCGGAACCUUGCGUCCAACCAGAGCGUGGCCAUUAAGGUCAUUAACAAGGAGAAGGUUCUGCGUGUUGGCAUGAUCGACCAGAUCAAGCGGGAGAUCUCCAUCAUGCGCCUUGUUCGCCACCCCAACAUUGUCCAGCUGCAUGAGGUCAUGGCCAGCAAGAGCAAGAUAUACUUUGCAAUGGAGUAUGUCCGGGGCGGCGAGCUCUUCGCCCGGGUUGCCAGGGGCCGGCUGAAGGAGGACGCCGCGAGGAAGUACUUUCAUCAGUUGAUAGGGGCUGUGGAUUUCUGCCACAGCCGCGGUGUCUACCACAGGGACCUGAAGCCAGAGAACCUCCUCGUGGACGACAACGGCAACCUCAAGGUGUCGGACUUUGGCCUGAGUGCCCUACAGGAGUGCCAGAAGCAGGAUGGAUUGUUGCACACGACAUGCGGCACACCUGCAUAUGUUGCACCUGAGAUAAUCAACAAGAAGGGCUAUGAUGGAGCCAAGGCGGACAUAUGGUCUUGCGGUGUCAUACUGUUUGUUCUUCUUGCUGGCUAUCUCCCAUUCCAUGAUGCAAAUCUAAUGGAGAUGUACCGCAAGAUUAGCAGAGGUGAUGUCAAGUAUCCCCAGUGGUUCUCUUCUGAUCUCCGCAGGUUCAUGUCCAGGCUCCUCGAUCCAAAUCCAAACACCAGGAUCACCAUCGAGAAGCUGGUUGAGUAUCCGUGGUUCAAGAAGGGGUACAAACCAGCAGUGAUGUUGGCACAGUCACAGGGUUCAAACAGCCUCAAGGAUGUUCAAGUUGCUUUCAGCACCGACCACAAGUACAAUGAAGCCAACAAGGUGGAACAACCAGACAGCCCUUUGAAGCCAACAAGUUUAAAUGCAUUUGACAUCAUCUCGCACUCCAAAGGAUUUGAUCUGUCAGGCCUGUUCGGGGACCGAGAGCAGAAGGCGAAUUCACGGUUCAUGACCCAAAAACCGGCAUCAGCAAUAGUGUCAAAACUGGAGCAGAUUGCUGAGACAGAGCGCUUCAUGGUGAAGAAACAGGACGGACUGGUGACACUGCAGGGGUCCAAAGAAGGGAGGAAGGGGCAGCUCGCAAUCAACGCAGAGAUCUUCGAGGUGACACCAGCCUUUUAUGUCGUCGAGGUGAAGAAGUCAGCAGGGGACACAUUGGAGUAUGAAAGGUUCUGCAACAAGGACCUGAGACCUUCACUCAGGGACAUCUGCUGGAGCAGUCAAUCAGAGGAGAAGCUUCCUUCAAUGACUGAGUCAUCACAUUAAAGCCAUCCUCUUAGUCAGUCGAAAGAUAUGCCCUUUAAGCGCAAUCUCUUCAGAGAUGCGACUACAGCUACCCUCCUUUCUCUUUUCCCCCCCUUUCUCAAAGGGCUAAGACCUUGCUCCUUUGAGCAGGAGGUUGUAGGGCUCUUUGUGAGCCUUUUUGCCAGUUUUCUUCUUGUAGUAGCAAUUGUUGAACAUGGAACUCCUGUUCCUUUCAUCAAUAGAAGCACGAUGAUCAGCACUGUCA
Setaria italica (foxtail millet) is the source of this 2186-nucleotide messenger RNA. RefSeq names its product CBL-interacting protein kinase 5. NCBI's taxonomy places the organism in Eukaryota, Viridiplantae, Streptophyta, Magnoliopsida, Poales, Poaceae. The coding region runs from base 590 to 1942 and encodes 450 amino acids. Gene Ontology annotation, biological process: signal transduction; protein phosphorylation. The transcript has a single exon. Gene Ontology annotation, molecular function: ATP binding; protein kinase activity. The record is from RefSeq and is a predicted model, not a curated record.